This is a messenger RNA of Macaca mulatta (Rhesus monkey), 3035 nucleotides long. The record is from RefSeq and is a predicted model, not a curated record. NCBI's taxonomy places the organism in Eukaryota, Metazoa, Chordata, Mammalia, Primates, Cercopithecidae.
AAAAAAAAAAAAAGAAUAGUCAGGGGAAGGUGUUAUUCAUUUGUCAUUUGUUUAUCUCUCUAAUAACUUGUGUUUCAGAAAGAUCUGAAUCUGGGUGUCUGCUUUUUUUUUUUUUUUUUUUUUUGAAUGGGAUUUCAAAUGGCAUUGGCUGCAGAAGAGGGUGGGCCCCGGUACAUAAAGCCACCAGAAGCGGAUGGGCUUCUGCGUAUAAAGCUAUUGCUCUUGGCAGCUCUGUCUGAAGGAGGAGGAUAAGAGACUCCAAGGAGAGGAAAGCGAUUUUCAUAGUGGCAGGCAGCAGAAGGAGCAAAAGUUGGAUCUGAAGGCAGGAAGCCAGCUUGGUUCUAGAAAGAAAGAAACCGUGGGCACAGAAAAAACAGGUAACUCAAGGGAUCCUCCUGCCUCGGCUUCUCAGAUUCAGAUUCCAUUUGUAUUAAUUGAAGAAUGUUAUAUGUGGCCAGACUUACAAGGUUGAUUAGCCUGUCCUAGUUUUGCUUUAUAGGCACUGUUUUCAUCAGCAAUUUUCUGGGACAGACUCACGUUCAAAGAACCUGUUCGGUUUUCCUAUUAUAUGGAGGCCUUGCCCUGAUGUGGAAUUUAAAUUUAAAAUAGUCAUUGCACCACUAGAAAAAGUCCAGAGCUACAGAGAGUUGUGCACAGUAAAAUGCUUUGAAGGCGGAGAGUAGGAUGCAUUUCUUUAAAUUGAGGUAUAAUCUACAUACAAACAAAGAUUUUAAGUUUCAGUGUUUAUAAUUGUAUACCACCCGUGUAACUAUAUCCCAUCAAGAUACAGGCUAUUUCAUCAACCCAGAAAGUUGCCUCCUGCCCUUUCACCGUCAAUUCUCCAAGAUGACCACAAUUGUGAUUUCUAUCAGCAUGAAGUAGUUUUGCCUGUUUUGGACCUGGAGUAAAUGAAAUCUUCAUGCCAUGGAUUGUUACAGAACUUCACCAAGCAAUUCCUGGAUUUACACCACUGUGAUCCUCUGCAUAUUUGGUUUUUUCUCCAUGAUGAGACCCUCAGAACCAUUCCUUAUCCCAUAUUUAUCUGGACCAGAUAAAAACCUGACCAGUGAAGAGAUGACAAAUGAGAUCUUCCCCGUUUGGACAUACUCCUACCUGGUGCUGCUGCUGCCUGUGUUUGUCCUCACCGAUUACGUCCGCUACAAGCCGGUCAUCAUCUUGCAGGGUAUCAGUUUCAUCAUUACCUGGCUGCUGCUCUUGUUUGGCCAAGGAGUGAAGACCAUGCAGGUUGUAGAGUUCUUCUACGGGAUGGUGACCGCCACCGAGGUGGCCUACUACGCCUACAUAUACAGCGUGGUCAGCCCCGAGCACUACCAGAGAGUGAGCGGCUACUGCAGGAGCGUCACGCUGGUCGCCUACACAGCAGGGUCCGUGCUGGCCCAACUCUUGGUAUCCCUGGCGAACCUGUCAUACUUUUACCUCAACGUCAUAUCCUUGGCCUCUGUCUCCGUAGCCUUCCUUUUCUCACUUUUCCUACCAAUGCCCAAGAAAAGCAUGUUUUUUCAUGCAAAACCCAGCAGAGAAAUAAAGAAGUCAUCGAGUGUGAAUCCAGUAUUAGAGGAAACUCACGAAGGUGAAGCGCCAGACUGUGAAAAGCAGAAACCCACAUCAGAAAUACCCAGCACUUCAGGGAAGCUGCAUAAGGGCCAGCUGAACAGCCUGAAACCCAGGAAUGUGACUGUGGAAGUUUUUGUGCAGUGGUUCCAAGAUCUGAAGGAGUGCUACUCCUCAAAACGUCUUUUCUACUGGUCUCUGUGGUGGGCUUUUGCCACAGCAGGUUUUAACCAGAUUUUGAACUAUGUUCAAAUCCUGUGGGAUUACAAGUCACCUUCCCAAGAUUCUUCCAUCUAUAAUGGGGCCGUAGAAGCUACUGCGACCUUUGGAGGGGCUGUGGCUGCCUUUGCAGUGGGUUAUGUGAAAGUCAACUGGGACCUUCUAGGAGAGCUGGCUCUGGCGGUCUUCUCAGUUGUCAAUGCAGGUUCUCUAUUUCUCAUGCAUUACACAGCCAACAUCUGGGCGUGCUAUGCUGGCUAUUUGAUAUUCAAGUCCAGCUAUAUGCUUCUUAUAACCAUAGCAGUAUUUCAGAUUGCAGUUAAUCUGAGUGUGGAACGCUAUGCCCUGGUAUUUGGAAUCAACACCUUUAUUGCCUUGGUGAUUCAGACCAUCAUAACUGUGAUUGUAGUAGAUCAGAGAGGGCUCAACUUGCCAAUCAGCAUUCAGUUUUUAGUUUAUGGGAGCUAUUUUGCAGUAAUUGCUGGAAUUUUCCUAAUGAGAAGCAUGUAUAUUAUCUAUUCAACCAAAUCCCAGAAGGAUGUACAGAGCCCUGCUCCAAGCGAGAAUCCAGAUAUGUCUCACCCAGAGGAAGAGAGUAAUGCCAUCAUGUCAACAAAACUCUAACCUCAUUGCAAUAAUUGCAGCAGUGGCUUUUAAAGCUAUGCAAUAAUAAGGAAGGAUUUUAAGAUGGGUGGCAUAUGUUUUGCCAUAACUUGACAUGCUUUUUGCAAAUCGGGAUUCCAAUGGACCUUUCAAAACCACAAUGAAACCUCAGCUUUAGACGAGUUCUCUAUCUGCCCAAUUUUACUGGAUGCAAUUGACAGAACCCAUCGUCAUAAUUAAACAACCCAUAUUGGGGACCCCCCUGUGACCAGUAGCAGCUGGAAAAUUCUGGUUUUUCUCACUUGUACGGACAUGCAGAUGGUGUGGAACCAAACCAUGAGAAAACUCCAGCCAUCCUGGAGUUGGUAUUCACCAUUUGUGGGGAGAAACACUAACUGGACGGACCCUAUUGCUUGGCUUAAAUACUUGUUUGAUCUUACCAAAGAAGUCAACGCAUGGGACCUUUUUGUCAAAAGAUCCAUUUUGUUUCUUCUUCUAAUAAGUGUAUUUCUGUUUAAGUUAUAGUUCUCCAAGAGAAUUACAAGGUUUAUCCCAUUUCUAAGGGCUUGUCUUCAACUCUGAUAACAGCAUUAUUCACAAGUUAUGAUUUGAUAGUAUUAUUAUUUAAUUUUUUAUGAUUA